CGUUCACACACAUACACGACUUGCGCACGGUCUGCCCUGGGCAUAGGUUUCAAGGGGAUACGCAACGCUUGUUUGCGCUUUCAUCGGCGGGGCUGACGUACGCGAGGUACUGUAUACUACGACUACGACUAGGAACUUGAAGCGACUAGGAUGGUUACGAACUCGGAGGACUUUUUGGCGCUGCCGGGGGUUUACAAGGCGUUGUUCUUGUAUGUUGAGCCUGCAUCGACGAUCGCGCCGGCUUUUCUGGCGUGGUUCUUCCCCGGCGCGAGAUGGUUCCACCACGAGCUGAUCCCGUUCGCGCCGCCGCUGGGGGGCUUGGAUGCGCGCACUGUGAUGGCGGUGUGGCAGCUUGGGAACUGUUAUCUGCUGCUGGGUAUGAUCUCGUCGCUUGUGUUCCGCGCGGUGAGGGAUACGUUGCCGCAGGAGCCGGCGAAGCAGGAGAGGAUUUUGGGCGCGAGUAUGACGGCGCUUGCUGUUGCUGAUGUUACUCACAUUGCGGCGUCGUUCAUCGGGCUGCCGGCUGAGCUGCGGUAUGUGCCCUGGACGUGGAACCCGAUGACGCAUGGGAAUAUUAGCUUUGUGGUUGUUCUUGUCAGCAUGAGGCUGGCGUGGUUCGCGGGCAUCGGGAGGACGAGGUAUUAUUAUGGACAAGGGGGCAAGAUCAAGAAGAAACGUUGAUCGGAGGAUAGGAUGGGCUUGUUUCGACGCUAUGCAUCUGAAGGUUACAGGGCUUUUGUACUGAUGCUUGUGUUUACCUUGUAUUCUGCUGUACGUUUGAGGCGUGACAAUGAAUUAAUCUCUGCAAAGG
Molecule: messenger RNA, 811 nt
Organism: Coniophora puteana RWD-64-598 SS2
Lineage: Eukaryota; Fungi; Basidiomycota; Agaricomycetes; Boletales; Coniophoraceae
Exons: 6
Coding region: 151-681 (176 amino acids)
Source: RefSeq, a predicted model, not a curated record